AUGGAGAUCGAACACUUCGAUACAGAUUUAUUUAUCGACGAAAUCCAAAAGCGUCCAGCUAUAUGGGACAUGCAAAGUCCAGAUUAUAAGAAUAAAAUAUUAAAAAAACGUAAUUGGGAGGAAAUAGUUAAAAUUUUUAGUGACUGUGAAGACAAUUUGGAAAAGAAAAAACUGUUGGGUGGUACACUUAUGAAAAAGUGGAAAAGCAUUCAGAACAAUUAUCUUAGGGAGUCUAAGAGGCAAAAAAAGCUUCCAUCUGGAUCUGGAUCUUCCAAACAUACGCCAUAUGUGUAUUACAGGAAAUUACAAUUUCUUGCGAAUUCUACAGCAUAUAACGACACAGAGAGCAAUUACCAAUCUUCUGGCACAACUGGUUCAGAUGUAGAUAAUAUUAUAGACAAUGCAGACUUGAUGCCACCUCCUAAAGAUCAAAUGGAAGGCCCAAGGAAAAGACAGAAAAUAAAUGCUGUAGAUAAACAAAUAGUCGACAUUUUACAGAAAAGUUUAAAUGCAAGGGAACAAAAUGAAAUGGGGCGACUAACUAAAGAAGACGAUGAUAAACUAUUCUGUUUAUCAUUGUACAGUGAAUUAAAAAAAGUGCCCGAAAAUCGACGCUUAACUACAAAGAUUGAAUUACUCAAUGUCAUUAAAGAAGCACAGAAUUAUCAUAUAUCAAUCAUUACCACUAGAAACUAA
Parnassius mnemosyne (clouded apollo) is the source of this 696-nucleotide messenger RNA. The record is from the annotation of a GenBank genome assembly. Lineage: Eukaryota; Metazoa; Arthropoda; Insecta; Lepidoptera; Papilionidae.